GUCAAAUCGACCCAUAAACAACAAAAAUGAGGCUCAAGCACUCCAUCGUGAAAUUUCAUUGAUGUGCCGUUGCUGGUGCUACCCCUGCGACUUGUGCUACGCCUCACAAUCCCUGUCCCGAGACGUCAGGAGUCUCGACACCCCCAAUCCAAACCUCGCCGGGCAUCAACCACGCGCCACCAACUCCAAAAAAUCGUAAGUGCCUGUUUCAAUUGCGGGCUCGUGUAAGUAUGACCUGGCCUCCCAUCAACGACCCAAGUGGGGUGCGUAGUAGCGCCUCGCCGAGUUUGUCUGGCUUGUCGCCGGCCGUCGUCUUUCCCAUUCUGUUUCUUCUCCUUCCAUCUGUCUAUCCUUUGAGAGGUGUUUUCGGAGAUCGCAGCGCGAGGCUCAUUUUCGAUUCUUGCUCUUAUUAUUUUUGUUUAAUUUUGUGGGAUAGAGAAUUCGGGUGCUGGCAUAUUUUUCUAUUCCUCGACGCCGGUCGUCAGUACGAAAAAGAGGUGUUUGCCAGCGACGAUUCGAAACCUUCGGCGAAGGAUAUACCACCAGUUAACAGUUCCGACGACGACAUAAGCCAUGGCGAACAGAGUCCUCUUGGCCUUUUUGGCGUUUGACAUGCUCUUUCUCCUCUCAGCAGCACUUCUCAUCGCCUUCCCCAUGAUCAUGAAAGACCGCAUUAGCCAACCGCCAACACAGGAAACAGUUGCUGAGAACCUCUUGCUGGAACGAUGUCCCUUGACUGCUGCCAUGGUCAACGCCAUCAUCAUGUUCGUGACAUUCCUGGCGACCAUCCCCGCGCUCCUGAUGCCGACUUCGCGCAUGUGGCUCAAGAUCCACGGAUACCUCGUUUUUAUCUGCGCUAUGGUCUCGAUGGCCAUUGGACUCGUGCUCUGGUUCGAUACAUUGAAGACUCGCACGAACCUCUCGACUGUGUGGGCUGCCCAAGCGCAAGAGGUACAGAGUCUGUUGCAACAGAAGUUUAAAUGCUGUGGCUACUUGAGUAGCAGCUCGCCGCCGUUUUUCCAGGAUAGCGUCUGCACGAACCCGCUGGUUGCGGUGCAGCUUUCGGGAUGCGUUGGGCCGUUCAGCUCGCUGGCGAAUAACUUCUUGGAUUUGAUUUUCACGGCCGCCUUUGGGAUUGUUGGAAUCGAUGUAGCCUUGAUCCUGUGUAUCGCCAUGCUCCUGAAGGACAGGAAAGAGAAGGAAAGGUAUCGCCACAUCGAUGAGAAGUCAGGGACAGCAGGAUUCUAAGCACAAAUUUCGAGGCUGGAACGACAAGUAUUUUCUACAUAACGAAGCACGGAUUCCAUAUGCAACUUGCACUUCUUCGUCGGCAUUUUAGAGACUGGGGAAGGGAUAUAAAUACAAGGCUCCAGGGUGGCCAUCUGAAUCGGAGGAUUCCCGUAAAUUUUAAAGUUUAAAAUAAAGAAGAAAUGAGAGAUCUUGAUUAGGC
Pseudogymnoascus destructans is the source of this 1450-nucleotide messenger RNA. RefSeq names its product phospholipid scramblase 1 (gene PLS1). The record is from RefSeq and is a predicted model, not a curated record. NCBI's taxonomy places the organism in Eukaryota, Fungi, Ascomycota, Leotiomycetes, Thelebolales, Thelebolaceae. Bases 574 to 1248 code for a protein of 224 amino acids. Gene Ontology annotation, cellular component: membrane. The transcript is spliced from 4 exons.